Messenger RNA from Brassica oleracea var. oleracea, 1079 nucleotides. RefSeq lists its product as uncharacterized. Gene Ontology annotation, biological process: response to cold; regulation of circadian rhythm. Lineage: Eukaryota; Viridiplantae; Streptophyta; Magnoliopsida; Brassicales; Brassicaceae. The record is from RefSeq and is a predicted model, not a curated record. Bases 79 to 789 code for a protein of 236 amino acids. The transcript has 4 exons.
AACACAUGUAAAAAGCGACGCCACGUGGAUCUUUAUUCUUUAUACUCUUCUCUUUUCAUCUCUUCGUUCUUCUCUCUUAUGAACACAUUUUCUUCCUUAAGAGACGUAGAUAUUUUUGGGUUGUUGUUAUUGUUGUGUGGAGAGCAUUGGAGGAGAAGAACGAUGGAGAAUGGUUCAGAGGUUAAUAUUGUUUAUCUGGAGAUGGAUCGCGAUGCGGAGGCGUCGGCUGAAUCUCAUAGCGAGUCGUCGACUCUAUCAAACUCGCUCGAGUCCGUUCUUACGCGGAAUGAAUGUGGUGGUGUCUGGACGAACGAGAAACACAACUCGUAUCUUGAUUCUUUGGAGAACUCAUUUGUGAGGCAGCUGUAUUCCUUACUAGGAAGAGAGGAGGAGACUCGGAGAACGUCUAGAACUCGUCAUGUGCAGUCUAACUCUCACGUUUCCACUGAUCAGUUUACGGUACUACAAAAUGGUUGCCGGCAGAAGGUUAACUUUGGAAAGAAACGAGCUUAUUUAGAGAUGUCAUCCGAGUAUGCCAUUGGGACUACUGAUCAAGGAAACGUAUUGUGCAAGGAAGAAAUCAAAAACUCCGGUGAUAAGGCUUUUACUAGAACAGCUAUGAGAAAUUCUUUGGGGCAUGAGUAUCCAGCUCAAUGCACUGCAGAGGUGUCAGGGCAGAAUUUCAGAGAAGAAGUAGAAGAGAGGGGAUGCAAUUCAGGGGUGUCCAGGAAACGCAGAAGAGAAGCUAACUACGAUGAGACUUCAUUGAAUGAUCAGGUGGUGCCUUAAGGAUGGUGAAGCUCCAGAAUGUGGAACGAUUCAAAGCAAAAUAGGAAGUGAAGUGGAGAAUGAAUGUGAGAGAGUUUUGCUUGUCCUAUAGAAUGAGGCUGAAGAGAGCCUUAUAGAGGCAGAGGCAUUGAAUGGGAUGAAAUUAGGAUUGGUUUUUGUUUUGUUAAUUUUUGUCUAUGUAGCCUGAUCGUCAUUUCUUUCAUAGCUUUUCAAUCCCCUUAUAUAUUAUUUGUGAAACAUUACAACUUCUUUUUGUAGCCAUAUGUCAUCACUAGGAUGAUUCUUAAAAU